GUAUUUCUGAAAAUGACACUGUAAACUAUUUUCAUGAUUUCUAAAAAAAAAAACUGCUCAAUUUAACAAAUCAAUUCAAGAAAUCGAUAACAUAUUUUAUGCAAAAAAAAAUAUAGAUGAAAAAAAAAUAAAAUGGUAAAUAUUUAUGGUAAUAUGGAAAUAUUUUGACCUCCGCUAUUUUGAAGUUCAUUUAAGUCAUAAACCACAGACAUUUAUUUGUGAGUUAAUAUACAACGCCCUGAGGUUUUUAAUAUAUUAAAAAAAACAAGAGAAAGAGAGAUAAUAAGUGACCAAACGAAUCAAGUGGAAAUGAAAAGAAACUGAAAGUACUUUCUUUGAUUUGUAAAAAGAAGACCUGACUGACUGAUAUAAACAUAACAUUAAAAUUAAUGAUGGAAUUCGUUUAUUUCUUUGUUGGUGGUUUGAAUUAAUUAAAAUUUAUAGACAGUUUUUGUUAAUAAAAGCAGAUGACGAUCAAAUAUAAAUUUCAGUUUGAAUACUUGACACCUCGCGUACGAGAGCUGCCAUUUCAUAUUUGCCCCUCGGAUCUAGGGCCAGUCGGAAAAAUUAACAAAAUGGAAUUAAAAACCUUACUUCGUUUAACUGUUAUUUUAACAGUAUUUGCAGCAGCCACAGUAAAUGUCGAUGCUGCUAGACGUGUCAUACUGCGUCCAUUGUCGGCCCAAGAAGUCGUAAGAAUUCUUCAGUUAGCAGGUCGUGAAGAUGCUGUGCCAGAGGGCCGCGUGGUUACCCAAGGACUGGCUGCUAUGACCGGUUUCGCUUUGGGUUUAACCAAAGGUAUUGGCGGUACAUUGCUCUUUGAAUUGGCUUCAUCAAAUGCUACCUCACAGUUCAUCAACAACUUUAAUGUCACUGGUAUGAUGGGAGAUUUUCAGGGUAUUAAUAUGACCGCUUUAACGCAAAUGUUUCAUUGGGGUUCCGCUAAUAAUUCCAGUGGCAUCAGAUACAAAACAACCGAAAUUUGCUUUAACACUCGCAUCGAAGAGCCCGUCGUUGAGGAGGUGGCAAGGCAGGCAGCUGCUACAUCUCCUGCUGUCACAUCUCCUACCGUAUCCGAUACCCCAGCUACUACUGAUUCCGCAACAGGUGGGACAGGCACCAAUACUGUUGACACAAAUAAUACUGGGACCGGUGUUGCCGACGGCACUGCAACCGCUACUAAUACCGAUACUGGAACUGGUACGUCUAUUGACACAGGCACUGCAACCGAUACCAAGACAAAUACGGUCACACAAACUAAUUCUGGAGACGGCAUGACAUGUAUAGUUAUGCAGAAACCCAUUGUACGUAAAAGACGUUCCUCACAUCGCAAACGUAGACGUUGAUGUUGUCCCCACAUUUGAGUACAAAAUUAUUUAAGUUUAAUUAUACAUAUUUAUUUAAUUUAUUAUUGCAAUAAAAUUUCCAAUACUUUAAAC
This is a messenger RNA of Lucilia cuprina (Australian sheep blowfly), 1439 nucleotides long. RefSeq lists its product as uncharacterized. NCBI's taxonomy places the organism in Eukaryota, Metazoa, Arthropoda, Insecta, Diptera, Calliphoridae. The transcript is spliced from 2 exons. The coding region runs from base 468 to 1346 and encodes 292 amino acids. The record is from RefSeq and is a predicted model, not a curated record.